Molecule: messenger RNA, 3647 nt
Organism: Oncorhynchus mykiss (rainbow trout)
Lineage: Eukaryota; Metazoa; Chordata; Actinopteri; Salmoniformes; Salmonidae
Product: protein PHTF1
Cellular component (GO): endoplasmic reticulum
Source: RefSeq, a predicted model, not a curated record
UCAUCUGGAUUUACAUGCUGACGGUAGCCAAGUUGUCUCCAAUGGUGGCUGACAAGAGGGUCUUCUUCUCCUCCUGUUAUGCCUCUCUCAGUCCCAUCUUCAUCAUCAGCUCCAAUAAGAAGGUCAAGAGCAAGUUGGUGUGUGCUGCAGCCGACCAAGAACAACCAUCAGCCAACACCCAGGACUUCAGUGACAAUAUCUCAAUUGUAACCCAAGCUCUGGAUAAACGUUAUUUCCUUCUGGGGCUAUUAUACCACAUGGAUGGUCUUCUUGUGAUUAUUUUGUGUAAUUAUGCCUGUGUAGUCUACUUGUUAUAGGCCUUCUAUUUAUUUGUGUAAAUCAUUGCAGUUUUCAGGAUUUUAGAUUGAACUAAUUUUAGAUUUAACUCAUUUAACUAGUGUGACAUGGUGUUUGAAACAGUAAGGGAUUUAUCAUUCUAUUGGACAAGCAGGAACUGUGAGGAUAGAUGACAAAUACAGUACAAUACAAUAAUGUGGACAAAAAACAACAGUGACAAAAAAUGUAAAUAGUUAUAAGUAAUGCUAUGGAAAUCAACAUAAUGUAAAAAUCUUUAUUUUACUAUGCAUUGAUGUUUAUUCUACAAGUCUAGAGUGGUAAGGCCUACACUCUAGCCGAGCUGUAACAAGUUAUUUAUUAUAAUGUGUAUUUUCCACAGACCACACGCGGCACAGAUUUGACAGUUCUGAAAAUUGUCAACAAGCAGGCUGAAAUGAAUCGGAUUAACCCGGAAAAAAAAUAAUCGCAAGAGCCAUGUCGGUGUGCAUUCCUAUGAAUUCGACUUGAAAUGCAACUGACAACGAAGUUUGCAUUUGGAAAAUCGUUUAAAUAACUGAAAUAAAAUAAAUUGCUCAUAAAUCUUUGCGAUUCCCGCAGUCGAGAUGCUGCUAGCUAGCUAGUUUACCCCGUCGAGCUACGCGCCACUCCUGGGCUGAAGAAAAGCUGGCGAGCUAACUUUGCUUAAUGUAGAGUUUCACCCGAAUACAGUAGGAUCAUUGUAUCACCUAUCUUCAACCACAUUAUCCUUUGGCUUUGGGCCUGGGUUGCAGUCAGAUCUUAUCUGCCACUGUGGCCCCUGCAAAAUGACCUGACACAAUCUUCAUCACAGUCAUAAAACAACAAUGGCAAGAAUAGCUUGGUAUCAAGAGAAGAUUGGUGCAUAUGAUCAGCAGGUCUGGGAGAAAUCUCUGGAGCAAGCAGAAUUUAAUGGUAUUGACAGUAAACCAAAGAGGUCUGGCCACAUCAAGACAGACCUCAUUGAUGUUGACUUAGUAAGAGGAUCCACAUUCAGCAAGGCAAAGCCAGAUAGUCCAUGGACAGCAUUGACUCGUAAGGGUCUUGUCAGGGUGCUCCUCUUCCCCUUCUUUUUCCAAUGGUGGAUCCAGGUGACCUCCAGGUCCAUCUCCACCUGUAUCCUGGUGCUCUACUUGAUGCAAGUGGCAGCAUCAGUGUUGUACAUGGAAGUUCCUGCAGCCAGUGCUAGUGAGCUAUUUGGGCCCAUGUGUCUGAUGUUGUUGCUGGGGACAGUGCACUGCCAGAUAGUGUCCACUGAGUCCAACCGGAGCCCCUCAGACAGCCCUGUGAGCAGCACCAGCCCUGCACGAAGGAGGAGGCCAAGGAAGGGUAGAGGAUUGAAGAGAACAGAAGGACAGGGGAACGAUGGGGACACUGAGCUGCAGCCUUGGCAGCUGGAGGAAAACCAGAGGUUAUACAGAUCAGAGGAGAGAAGGAACCACCAGAGAAAGUCAGGCUUUGGGGCCUCUGACGAACUUUCAAGUGAGGAGGAUGAGAAAGAAAAACUACCUACUGGUGUAGCUGGAACUAUACCUGCCUCUGUCCUCAGGAAGAGACGCCUUCACUCCUUCUCUAACCCCUCAUCACCUCAGGAGGAAAGUAGUGGAGGUGCCAUGGACACUAAGGUGAAACCUCAUGACGUGGAGCGCCUUAGGACCGAACUGGAGCGCCCGGCUUCUGACACAGAUGACACAAUAUGGGAGGAGCUUCUUCAGGGGCCUGACACCGCCUCCACUGGCAGUAGUGACAGUGAGGGGGACGGGCGAUACGGCCCUGGCCUGACCCUCCCCCCGUUCACCACUCUCAGCAGUGAUGAUGAGACCCUGCUGCAGGGCCAUCUAUCGUGGCUGCAGGCGUGCCACCCAUCCAGAGACCGGGUCAGUGUCAUCAUCUGGGAGCAGGGGGAGUGCAAGAAAGCAGAUAUGUCAGUACUGGAGAUCAGUGGGAUCAUCCUCACACGGGUGAAGGUGGUGGAGCAAGGCAUGGGUUACCUAGCCCUGGGGGGGUUGUUCACUGCCACACUGGCACUGCUUCCUUUUGUCUUCCGCCUGGCACAGCAGCUGGACAUGAAGCGCCUGAGCUCCCUGUCUCUGGUAGAGCUGGCUGUCAUGGUGGUGGGGCCGCCCAACACCCAGAUCUACGCCUUCUUCUUCAUCACCACCGUGGAGAGGCUUUGCCUCACCGGACUCUUCUUCUUCAUGAUGUGUGUGGCAGAGAGGACCUACAAACAGCGGCUUGUUUUCGCCAAACUCUUCAACCACAUCACCUCAGCACGAAAGGCUAAGAAGUGGGAAAUCCCCCAUUUCAGGCUGAAGAAUGUGCAGAACAUAAAGAUGUGGCUGUCGCUCCGCUCCUUCCUCAAGAGACGUGGGCCCCAGCGUUCCGUUGAUGUCAUCGUCUCCUCCAUCUUCCUCCUGGCCCUCUCCAUCGCCUUCAUCUUGUGUACACAGCUCCUGAACAGUCACCACACCUUCCUGGACUCUGAGACCAACUGGGAGCUCAUGGUGUGGGGUUCCUCUCUCAUCCUCUUCCUGCUCCGCCUGGCCACCUUGGGCUCCGAGACCAACUGUAAAUACAGCAACGUGUCAGUGCUGCUGACGGAACAGAUCAACUUGUAUCUUAAGAUGGAAAAGAAGCCCAACAAGAAAGAAAUGUUGAACAUAGUGAACAAUGUUCUGAAGCUUGCAACAAAAUUAAUGAAAGAGCUUGACACCCCCUUCCGACUGCUGGGUCUGACUGUGAACCCUCUUAUCUACAACAUCACACGUGUGGUCAUCCUGUCUGCAGUCUCCGCUGUGGUCAGCGAUCUGCUCGGCUUCAACAUCAGACUGUGGAAGAUCAAGCCUUAAUGCUAAACCACUAACUGUUGGACAAUGGAGACUGCCAACUCCUACCAUCCACAGCUUGCUAUCUGUGCAAAGUGUGCAAUUCUACUGAGUGAUCGCCUAUGCAUUUCAGUGCCUUCCCUCCCAGGAACAUUGAACUUUCAAUCACACAAUACCAUUGUGGUCAUACACAAGCAUGAACUCUUGACAAUGAAUGAUAUACACAUCCUUGACUACUACAUCUGCUGCAGCAGUUCCAGUAACCCAGUGCCUGAAUCUGGAAUGUCCCUGGACCUGACCACUUCCUGGCUCUCACAUGGAGAAACAGUAGCCAAUGGGUGCCUUCUGAACACUGAGAAAUUUGCUGGACAUUUGAAUGUAAACCAUUUUAAGACAUGGAGAAACUAUGGAAUAGGAAACGAAAAUUAACUAAUUCUUAUAAAAUAAUUGGACAUUCCAGUGUGGUUUGAUAUGUACAUGGAACAAAAAUAUAAACGCAACAUGCAACAA